GUUGCUGUUGCGUCAAGAUUUUUGGGGUACAUAAUGGCUCAGAACAUCCAGAGCGUGACCCUUUCCUUAACUCUACCAAUCUCAUGUCAGAUUUGUCUCGGAAAGGUACGCCAUCCAGUGAUCUGUGCUAACAACCAUGUCUUCUGCUCUACUUGCAUUGAAGUGUGGCUGAAGAGAAAUAGCCAGUGUCCAACCUGCAGGGUUCCUAUUACACCGGAGAACCCCUGUAGAGAGAUCAUAGGUGCAACAAAUGAAAAUGAAGGUGAUGACAGCCAUACUGUUAGAAAGCAUCUUCGAAAGACCAGGCUUGAGCUACUACUCCGAGAGUAUGAGGAUGAAAUAGAGUCUCUUCGAAAAGAAAACGAGGAGCUGAGAAGCAAAAACCUGAGCUUGGAGUCUCCACUGCAAACUGUCCGUGACCCGUCAGCCCUAUCGCUAUCUAAUAAAAAUGAGGACUGCAAGCAGAAUGGAGAGGACAAGAGAAUUGACCCCGAUAUGGUGAAGGAAUGGAAAGAGAAACUCAAAGUUGCUACUGACAUUUAUGAGAAAGUGAAAACUGAUGGUGCAAAGUUGAAGGAGGCAAAUCAGAAUCUGAGAAGUCAAAACAUUGAUCUUGUGAGAGAGAAUCUACGUCUGAAAGCCGAGGUUGACAGUAGAUCUCCACAAAAGUUUGGAAGGUGUACUGUUGCUGCUCUGCAGGAAGAGAUCAGCCAGUAUGAACGGGAUGUUAAACACCUGAGAAAAGCCCUUGAAAGAAGUGAUAAAUAUAUAGAAGAGCUGGAGGCCCAGACCUCCAGUAUCAGGGGGGAAACAGGUGUAAAGGAAGAUAUGGGUGGAUCUUUGAAGACACUAAAUCCAAGCUUUUCUGAUUCUGAAGCUGAGGAAGUGGAAUACAAUCAAGAAUGUUCUGUAGCAUGGGACAGGCAAAAUGAAAACGAGCCAAACCUGACUGUGUCAUUGCAUCUUAGUGAACUAGAACAGCCAUCAGUCAGCAGAUUACAAGGUAAUGGUUCACUGUGCUCUGACCAACCUAGUAGCAAUUGCACAGAUGUGGUUAUGAGGAAUGAGAAAUUAGCUAGUGCCAGGUCGCCUCUUUUUACCAGAGCAGGUAACAGCAACAACCCUGGUGUGGUACAUGGAAAGAGAAACGGCAGAGAGGAUGGCACUCCAAAGAAAGAUAAGAGUGAAUCUGAGUUUGAUCCCACAAUGUCUACUCCUUCUACCUCCUUUAGCUGUCUAAGUUUGAAUAGCCCAAGUGAUCAAGGUAGAAAAAAGACUGGUAGCAAGCCUUUAUUCUACCUACGGAAACUCAGUUUUGAUGAUCCUAGUUGUAGCAGCAUGUCUGGUGAAGGUAAUAAAACUGCAGGUAAUCCUCACUCAGGCAGCUGCAGCCCUAGAGAGGAGAGAGCAACUGUUUCUUCAGCUUGUCACACUGGUCCCAAGACUCGUAACAAAGACCUUUGCACUCCACCUGGAGAUGCAGCCACUGCAGGACAUACUAAAAUGGCUCGGAACUCUGCUAGAACUUUUCAACUUAUUUCCGACUUUGAAGUAAACCGUUUAAGGACAUCAAGUGAGGCUUCCAUGGAUGCUGCUUACCUUGAUAAAAUCUCUGAACUGGACACUAUGAUAUCUGAAUCUGAAAGCAGCAGGGGCUCUCAUUACUCUUUAAUGUCAACACAGUCCUCUGACCUUGAUAUUGCUUUGAUACCAGAGCUCACAGGUUGUGUUGAAGUUAUGAAUGAAACUGACAGAAGGCUUGAGCCAAAGGCGAGAAGAAGACAGCAUGUUGCAUCAUAUUCUCAAGAAAACAGUGAAAUAAGAAGUGGUGAAACAGUAGCCACGUCCAACAGCACUUCAGGCACCACCAAUCCGAAACAAGAAUUGUGUUUAUUUGGAGAGGAGGAUACAGAAGUUAGUGAUCUUCAAACAAAACAGGAUUUCUUGCAAUUGGAUGAACUUUCUACCGAUUUCUUUGCAGACUCGCAAGGAUUUUUUGGAAAUCCAAAGGCUGGGUCUUCACAUUCUCCCCGCUCAGGAGAAGCCCAGCUUGACCAAGCAAAGAGUCAUUCCUUGUUUCUUUGUACAGCAUUGGCAUCUGAAAAGGGCAAGAACAUAGGAUCAAAAAUCAGUAGCACCCUGCCUAUAAAAAGAAAAACUAGAAGUGGCCUUGACAUGGCCAGUCCUUCUAAAGCAUCCAAGUUACUGUAGGUCUUUUUGCUGCUGGUGGUAUCUGUUCUAUCCAUAGUGGCCAACAGAUUCCAUAAUAAAAUACAUAAACAGAAUGAGUACAAUUUGAAAAAAAAUAUCGGCAACUAUUAUGAAGGUGUUCACAAAGUAAAAUAAUACAGUUUUGUAAGCAGUAAUUGUUUGAACUUUUUUUAAUAGUUGUGUUCAAAUGUUUUUUCUUUUUGCUUCUGCUAAGACUUUUUGAGAGUAUACAUCCAACCACUGUAAUGUACUGUAUGUUUUCUAAAUCAAUUAGUGCCAGGUGUAUGCUUAGUGAUUACUGUAUGAAUCAUUGUGUAAACCUGCAGAUUAGUUGAAUUGUUAUGCACGUGCUUAAUGUUGUAUUUAUGAAAUGUUAACUGCAAA
Polyodon spathula (Mississippi paddlefish) is the source of this 2595-nucleotide messenger RNA. Its product is annotated as ORC ubiquitin ligase 1-like. Bases 34 to 2211 code for a protein of 725 amino acids. The transcript is spliced from 6 exons. The record is from RefSeq and is a predicted model, not a curated record. Gene Ontology annotation, molecular function: ubiquitin-protein transferase activity. Gene Ontology annotation, biological process: regulation of DNA replication; protein monoubiquitination. NCBI's taxonomy places the organism in Eukaryota, Metazoa, Chordata, Actinopteri, Acipenseriformes, Polyodontidae.